CAGAAAGCUGGAAAUUCGCAAUACAUACUCUUUCCGAUCUAGCAAUGGUGUGGUUUCCUUCCAUUGCCUUCUCAAUAACCCUUUUGGGAGGGCUGGCUUCCCUUAUCACAGGGGCUCCUUUGACAUCUGCAAAUGACGCUUCGCAGAUAGUAUUUAGCAAUCCGCAAAUAGCAAGGGAGUUUCUUCAGUGCCUUACGAGCAGCAUCGGAGCUUCUCCAGACUUUCCCGCACAAGAGCAGUCAGAAAUAGAAACAAUUACGGAAGCCAUACUUUCCACUGUAUCAAAUUCGAAUGAACAAUCAAUUGAAACUAGGUCACGAGCUGCAAAUAUUGCGUUAGCUUCAUCAUUAGCUGGCUUGUUAGCGAGUGAUUCAAAUGGAAUAGGCAUAAGCAAACAGCUGUUUUCUCUGACGAAUAUACUUUCACAAUGUUUCACUCAAACUACAGGAUUACAAAGUCCAGAAUUCGUGGAUAAUUUUCAAACACUUCUUCAAAGAAUCUCUGGAGUUGAUAUUGGAACUUCUCUUUCACAGAGUCAACUAGCGGCACAAAAUACAGCGUCAUCUGGAGCUAGUCAGACUCAAAUCCUACAAGCUUCUCAGUCCCAAGGCCAACAAGCUUCCCAAUCCCAAGGUCAACAAUCAUCUCAAUCGCAAGGCCAACAAGCAUCUCAAGGUCAACAGGCUUCUCAAUCUCGGGACCAGACAGCCUCUCAAUCACAAAGUGGUUCUGCAUCUUCCCAGUCAGCGAUCGGUCAGUCAGGAAGUCAAUCCGGAAGCUAUGGCCUCAGUCAAGCUGCGAGUCAAUCUUCAGCAGCUACUUCCAGCAGCAGCUUUUCUUCUGAAAGUGCGUCCGCAUUUACACAGUCAUCAUCUUCUGCGUUGGCUUCAUCGAGCUCGUUUUCUAAUGCCUUUUCCUCUGCUUCUUCAACGUCUCAAAUAGCACAAGUUGGUUAUGAACUGGGCUUAUCAACAGCUCAAUCUCUUGGACUAAGUGAUACGCAAGGCUUCGCCAAUAGCCUUUCACAAGCGGUGCAGCAAGUUGGAGUUGGAGCAAGUUCAUAUGAAUAUGCAAAUGCACUAUCAAGUACAGUAGCUCAGAUACUAGGAGGAAACGGCAUUUUAAAUACUUCUAAUGCUUCGUCACUGGCUUCAUCAUUUGCUAGCGCUUUAUCAGCAUCUGCGCAAUCUGCUUAUUCAUCAGCGUCUAGUUCUUCCGCAGCACAAUCAUCAGCUUUUGCUCAGAGUCAAGAAGCUGCAUCCGCUUUUAGCAGAGCAGCAUCUCAAGCUCAAAGUCAGCGAGAAUCUCAGUCACAAAGUCAACAAGCAUCUCAAGCACAAAGCCAACAAGGAUCUCAAGCUCAAAGUCAACAAGCAUCUGCAUCCCAAGGCCAACAAGCUUCCCAAUCCCAAGGUCAACAAUCAUCUCAAUCGCAAGGCCAACAAGCAUCUCAAUCUCAAGGUCAACAGGCUGCUCAAUCUCGGGGCCAGCAAGCCUCUCAAUCUCAAAGUGGUUCUGCAUCUUCCCAGUCAGCGAUCGGUCAGUCAGGAAGUCAAUCCGGAAGCUAUGGCAUCAGUCAAGCUGCGAGUCAAUCAGCUAGUCAAUCUUCAGCAGCUGCUUCCAGCAGCAGCUUUUCUUCUGAAAGUGCGUCCGCAUUUACACAGUCAUCUUCCUCUGUGUUGGCUUCAUCGAGCUCGUUUUCUAAUGCCUUUUCCUCUGCUUCUUCAACGUCUCAAAUAGCACAAGUUGGUUAUGAACUGGGCUUAUCAACAGCUCAAUCUCUUGGACUAAGUGAUACGCAAGGCUUCGCCAAUAGCCUUUCACAAGCGGUGCAGCAAGUUGGAGUUGGAGCAAGUUCAUAUGAAUAUGCAAAUGCACUAUCAAGUACAGUAGCUCAGAUACUAGGAGGAAACGGCAUUUUAAAUACUUCUAAUGCUUCGUCACUGGCUUCAUCAUUUGCUAGCGCUUUAUCAGCAUCUGCGCAAUCUGCUUAUUCAUCAGCGUCUAGUUCUUCCGCAGCACAAUCAUCAGCUUUUGCUCAGAGUCAAGAAGCUGCAUCCGCUUUUAGCAGAGCAGCAUCUCAAGCUCAAAGUCAGCGAGAAUCUCAGUCACAAAGUCAACAAGCAUCUCAAGCACAAAGCCAACAAGGAUCUCAAGCUCAAAGUCAACAAGCAUCUGCAUCCCAAGGCCAACAAGCUUCCCAAUCCCAAGGUCAACAAUCAUCUCAAUCGCAAGGCCAACAAGCAUCUCAAUCUCAAGGUCAACAGGCUGCUCAAUCUCGGGGCCAGCAAGCCUCUCAAUCUCAAAGUGGUUCUGCAUCUUCCCAGUCAGCGAUCGGUCAGUCAGGAAGUCAAUCCGGAAGCUAUGGCAUCAGUCAAGCUGCGAGUCAAUCAGCUAGUCAAUCUUCAGCAGCUGCUUCCAGCAGCAGCUUUUCUUCUGAAAGUGCGUCCGCAUUUACACAGUCAUCUUCCUCUGUGUUGGCUUCAUCGAGCUCGUUUUCUAAUGCCUUUUCCUCUGCUUCUUCAACGUCUCAAAUAGCACAAGUUGGUUAUGAACUGGGCUUAUCAACAGCUCAAUCUCUUGGACUAAGUGAUACGCAAGGCUUCGCCAAUAGCCUUUCACAAGCGGUGCAGCAAGUUGGAGUUGGAGCAAGUUCAUAUGAAUAUGCAAAUGCACUAUCAAGUACAGUAGCUCAGAUACUAGGAGGAAACGGCAUUUUAAAUACUUCUAAUGCUUCGUCACUGGCUUCAUCAUUUGCUAGCGCUUUAUCAGCAUCUGCGCAAUCUGCUUAUUCAUCAGCGUCUAGUUCUUCCGCAGCACAAUCAUCAGCUUUUGCUCAGAGUCAAGAAGCUGCAUCCGCUUUUAGCAGAGCAGCAUCUCAAGCUCAAAGUCAGCGAGAAUCUCAGUCACAAAGUCAACAAGCAUCUCAAGCACAAAGCCAACAAGUAUCUCAAGCUCAAAGUCAACAAGCAUCUGCAUCUCAAGGCCAACAAGCUUCCCAAUCCCAAGGCCAACAAGCAUCCCAAUCUCAAGUCCAACAAGCUUCCCAAUCUCAGGGACAACAAGCUACUCGUUCUCAAGGACAGCAAACUUCCCAAUCCCUAGGUCAACAAUCAUCUCAAUCGCAAGGCCAACAAGCAUCUCAAUCUCAAGGUCAGCAGGCUUCUCAAUCUCGGGGCCAGCAAGCUUCUCAAUCACAAAGUGGUUCUGCAUCUUCCCAGUCAGCGAUCGGUCAGUCAGGAAGUCAAUCCGGAAGCUAUGGCAUCAGACAAGCUGCGAGUCAAUCAGCUAGUCAAUCUUCAGAAGCUGCUUCUAGCAGCAGCUUUUCUUCUGAAAGUGCGUCCACAUUUACACAGUCAUCAUCGUCUGUGCUGGCUUCAUCGAGCUCGUUUUCUAAUGCCUUUUCCUCUGCAUCUUCAACAUCUCAAGUAGCACAAGUUGGUUAUGAACUGGGCUUAUCAACUGCUCGAUCUCUUGGAAUAAGUGAUACGCAAGGCUUCGCCAAUAGUCUUUCACAAGCGGUGCAGCAAGUUGGAGUUGGAGCAAGUUCAUAUGAAUAUGCAAAUGCAGUAUCAAGUACAGUAGCUCAGAUACUAGGAGGAAACGGCAUUUUAAAUACUUCUAAUGCUUCGUCACUGGCUUCAUCAUUUGCUAGCGCUUUAUCAGCAUCUGCGCAAUCUGCUUAUUCCUCAGCGUCUAGUUCUUCUGCAGCACAAUCAUCAGCUUUUGCGCAGAGUCAAGAAGCUGCAUCUGCUUUUAGUAGAGCAGCAUCUCAGGCUCAAAGUCAACGAGAAUCUCAGUCACAAAGUCGACAAGCAUCUCAAGCACAAAGCCAACAAGGAUCUCAAGCUCAAAGGCAACAACCAUCUGCAUCCCAAGGCCAACAAGCUUCCCAAUCCCAAGGCCAACAAGCAUCCCAAUCUCAAGGCCAACAAGCUUCCCAAUCCCAAGGCCAACACGCAUCCCAAUCUCAAGGCCAACAAGCUUCCCAAUCCCAGGGACAACAAGCUACUCGAUCUCAAGGACAACAAGCUUCCCAAUCCAAAGGUCAACAAUUAUCUCAAUCGCAAGGCCAACAGGCUUCUCAAUCUCGGGGCCAGCAAGCAUCUCAAUCACAAAGUGGCUCUGCAUCUUCCCAGUUAGCGAUUGGUCAGUCUGGAAGUCAAUCCGGAAGCUAUAGCAGAAGUCAAUCUGGAAGUCAAGCUUUGAGUCAAUCAGCUAGUCAAUUUUCAGAAGCUGCUUCAAGCAGCAGCUUUUCUUCAGAAAGUGCAUCCGAAUUUGCUCAAACUUCAUCAUCAGCUUUAGCAUCUUCAAGCGCUUUUUCCAACGCAUUUUCGUCGGCAUCGUCGUUAUCUGAAGUUGCUGAAGUAGGAUAUGAUUUGGGUUUAUCAACUGCUCAAUCUCUUGGAAUAUCUGAUUCACAAGGAUUUGCAAAUAGUCUUUCGCAUUCCGUUCAGCAAAUUGGAGUAGGUGCAAGCUCAUAUGAUUAUGCCAAUGCUAUAUCUAGUACAAUCGCCCAAGUUUUGAACCAAAAUGGUGUAUUGUCUUCAUCAAACGCUCAAUCACUUGCUUCUGUUUUCCAAAGAGCUUUAUCCUCAAGUGCAUCUAGUUUAAGAUCUAGCUCUUCCACUGUGCAAAGUUCAGUUUCAACCCCAAGUGCAUAUUCUGCUCAAUCACCUUAUACUUCAAUAUCUUCAACAAACCAACAAGGACCCUCUGUGAGCUCGCAGGAAUUAUCCUCUACUCUUUCACCAAUUGUGUCCUCUCAAGGACUCGGAUCUGCGAGCGCAACUUCAAGAGUAAAUAACAUUGAACAAAACUUAGCUUCUGUCAUAAAAUCCUCUGGAUCUACAGCUCUGGACAUAAGGGAUGCUCUUCAAGACGUUGACUAUAUUUCAUCUUUGAUACAGAGUGAGAGACCGGAAUUGAGUUCCUCGCAAGUUUUGACUGAAUCUUUGCUCGAAUACACGUCCGCACUUUUACAACUUCUUCAAAAAUCAACCAUUACAAAUGUGAACGUAUCGAAUGGACCUCCAGUGAAUGUAGAGCUAGCGAGAUAUCUUUCUCAAUCUUAGGUGCCAACAUGCUCGACUAAGAUUUUAAUGCUUUUUACUGCUGUGCUUAUUUACUUUAUACUUACUUUUUGCCUUGGUCUAAGAUUUGAAUAAACCACUUAUAAAUUGA
This is a messenger RNA of Parasteatoda tepidariorum (common house spider), 5184 nucleotides long. RefSeq lists its product as uncharacterized. The record is from RefSeq and is a predicted model, not a curated record. Gene Ontology annotation, cellular component: nucleus. Gene Ontology annotation, biological process: poly(A)+ mRNA export from nucleus. Lineage: Eukaryota; Metazoa; Arthropoda; Arachnida; Araneae; Theridiidae.